AUGGCUAAGGAUGAUUUCAGGAAAAGGAGAAAAAAAAGUGAUAGUAGUAUGGAACAGAAUAGCAGAAGAAAGAGGGGAAAAGAAGGGAGAGGGAAGUCCCCAUUUGCCUCUAGUGAUGAUGAUAGAAAUGAAGGGGAAAGGACAAAAAGGAAAACCAUAAGGAGUAGGUACUCCUCCUAUGAAUCGGAAGAAGGGGAAAGGAAAAUUACAACAUCACAUGAAAAAAGUAGAGGAUACAAAAAAAGCAAAAGGAUAAAUCAAGGGAAAAAAUCUUCACACAGUUCGGAUGAAUAUUACACCAGUAGCAGUGUUGCAUCUUCGCCAAGAAGAGAGAUAUCCACUUCGGAAGGAAGGAAGAAGGAAAAAAUGGACCAUUCCAAGAGUGGGGAGGAAUACAGUAGUGUUGAUUCAGAGGACAAAUCGUCCCAAGGGGGAAGCCCAAGCACCCCCAGUUUGAGCAGCGGAAGGACGUCGGUCAGUAUUGGGAGAGGCUGUAGCACAAAAAAGGGGAGAAAUAAAUCGAAGAGCGCUUCUUCAGAGAAUUCUGAUGAAUGUUGGACCCAUGCGAAAAGAAGGAGACUAAUAAGGGAUGGAGAUGGAGGAGCCAAAAGGGUCAUGCGUGCAAAGCAUAAGCACAAAUCAGGGGAUGAUGAAAACCAGGGAAAGGAACUUGAGAGAAAAAAAAUGAAAAAGGGAAACAGGAAAAGGGAACGACAUCAUAGCAGCAGCAGUGGCGACAGCAACAGUAACAGUAACAGUACUAGUACCAGCGGAAGAUCGGAGGUGAAGAAAAGAAUUCGACCUAAUGAGGGGCGAAGCGAUAAGAGAGAAAAUAGGAGAAGCGAGCCCGCUAGCUCGGAGGACACUGACGUGGGGCGAAAAAUGUCCAAGCGUGGCGAAACUAAAAACUCAGGGAGGAAUAAAAAGAGGGAUGGGAAGGACCAUAUGUCUCAUGCGAGAAAGGAAAGACAAGAUGAUAGGAAUCCCAAGAGGGGGAAAAGAAGAAAAGAUGAACGGUCGGAAUCAUCCAGCUUGGGAAGCGUACGAGGUGGGGAAAGUGAGGAUUCGUCACCACGUCAAAGAAAACGCGAUGCUUCAGCGGGGUCAGAUAAAUCGAGAGAAAGUCGUCACUCCGGGGAUGGGACUAGCAGCAGCGGAGGAUCCUCGAACAGGAGGAGAAGGAGGAGGGGGAAAGGCACUAGUAGCAGCGACAAUAGCGAAAGCAGUGGUAGCAGCGAAAGUGGUGAUCGCAGGUCUGAUGAAGGGAAGAAACGGAAAAAAGGGACCAAACCGGGUCGUAGGAAGUCUCGCGAGGAGGAGAAACAGCACCAAACAGAAGAGGCGUAUGAUCCUUACGCGGAGGAUCAGAACGGAAACCUCGAAAUUAACGAAGAGCUAAUCGAAUACGCCAAGCAGAAAAUCGCCAACGUGACGACUGAGGAUAUAGGAAAGGCAGGAGGAGUGUACAUUCCUCCAUUUAAAUUGGAGAGGUUGAAGAAGGAAGUAACGAAUAAGAAAAGUGCACUCUACCAGAAGCAGGAAUGGUUGAAAUUAAAGAAGAAAAUUAAUAACAUAGUGAAUAAGGUGAAUGUAGAUAAUAUAGGAGAUGUAUGUUACGAAUUAUUUGAAUGUAAUUUAAUCAGAGGGAAGGGUAUAUUCAGUCGUGCACUGAUCCAUGCGCAGCUAAGUUCUCCUGCAUUUACUCACGUUUUUGCAGCUUUGUUAUGUAUUAUCAAUUCGAAGUUUCCAACCAUAGGCUUACUUACCAUACAGAGAAUUAUUCUCCAUUUUAGAAGAUCUUACAAAAGAAACGAUAAAAUUGUCUGUAUGAACAGCGUAAAAUUUAUUGCACAUAUGAUUAACCAGAGAGUUAUUCACGAAAUUGUUGGUCUUCAAUUAUGCUCUAUACUUUUGCAAAAUAUAACGAAUGACUCUGUACAAGUGUGUACGUACUUUUUAGCAGAGGUUGGUGAAUUAUAUAUGAACAUAUGUCGAAAAGGUAUCGAUAUUAUUUUCGAUAGACUAAAGGAUAUUAUACAAGAAGGGAAGAUUAACAUAAAAACGCAAUACGAUAUUGAGAAGCUGUGGACUUAUAGGAAAAAUUAUUUUCGUGAUUUUCCUACGAUCCUUGAAGAUUUAGAUCUCAUUGAUGAAGACGAGAAAAUCGUACACGAAAUCGAUCUUCUGGAUGAGAGUUUUGAGAACCAGGAGGAGUUGAAUAUCUUUAGGGAAGUGACCCCCGAGCAGUACGAGGAGGAGAAUAUCGAGUGGGAAAAUAUUGCCAAUGAGUUGCUUCACGGAGAUGCCUCUGGCGGGAGAAGGAAGGGAAGGAACGCAAGCGAUCAAAGCGACGAAUGUGAUCAGAGGGAUGAAUCUGAUCGAAGUGACGAAAUUGACGGUGCUAGUGCUGGUAGUGACGAGAGCAGCACGGAUUCGGAGAACGACCAUCCCCAGGCACGCGAACACAGUGAUAUCAGUGAUGGAAAAAGUGGCCGCGAUGAUGAGGAGGAGGAGGACGAUGACCAGGCCAAACAGGAAAUAACAGAUAUGACAGAACAGUACCUUAUCAAUCUCAGGAAGAACGUUUACCUCUCCAUCAUGUCUUCUCUGAGUUUCGAAGAAUGUGUCCACAAGUUACUAAAACUGAACAUAAAAAAAGGAUACGAAAUAGAAAUUUGCAAUAUGCUUAUUGACUGUUGUUGCAUGGAAAAGACAUUCCAAAAAUUCUAUGCCCUCCAGGCAGAGAGGUUAUGUAAGCUCAAAAUUAUCUAUCAGGAAAAUUUUCAAAAGUGCUUUCAAAAUUCGUAUAAUACUGCCCAUAGAUUGGAGACAGCCAAAUUAAGGAACUGUGCAAAAUUAUUUGCUCAUUUGUUAUACACUGAUUCAGUAUCAUGGAGCAUUUUUCUCAACAUCAAAUUGUCUGAAGAAGACACUACAUCGUCCACUAGAAUUUUCCUCAAAAUUUUGUUGCAAGAAUUAACUAACAAUUUAGGCAUGCAGGCAUUUUAUCAUAAAAUUAAUCACCCCGCCAUUUCUCCCUUCAUGAGUGGGUUAUUCCCCACAGACAAUGCUCAGGAUAUACGUUUUUGUGUGAAUUUUUUCACAGCCAUUGGCUUAGGCGCCCUCACCACUUCGAUGCGUAAGUUACUUCAGGGAUAA
Molecule: messenger RNA, 3159 nt
Organism: Plasmodium knowlesi strain H
Lineage: Eukaryota; Apicomplexa; Aconoidasida; Haemosporida; Plasmodiidae
Product: pre-mRNA-splicing factor CWC22, putative
Exons: 1
Coding region: 1-3159 (1052 amino acids)
Biological process (GO): mRNA splicing, via spliceosome
Cellular component (GO): catalytic step 2 spliceosome
Molecular function (GO): protein binding; RNA binding
Source: RefSeq, a predicted model, not a curated record